Molecule: messenger RNA, 2900 nt
Organism: Boleophthalmus pectinirostris (great blue-spotted mudskipper)
Lineage: Eukaryota; Metazoa; Chordata; Actinopteri; Gobiiformes; Gobiidae
Gene: gjb7
Product: gap junction protein beta 7
Exons: 3
Coding region: 784-1536 (250 amino acids)
Biological process (GO): cell communication
Cellular component (GO): connexin complex
Source: RefSeq, a predicted model, not a curated record
ACAAAAUGUAAAAAAAAACCUCAGACAAUGUUUGAAUUAGAGUGACAACUCCCAUUCAUUAAAUGUCUGUAAGGAAAAUGCUUGUCCCUGAAAUAAUAGAAUUAUCAUUUUAAACAUGAAUACACAACCAGAGCACUCAAGUUAAAGUGUAAUUUUAAAAUAAAUUCUAGGGUUUUGGUGAAGGGCUUUGGUUAAAAGACUAGCAUUUUUUCUUUUUAUCACCAGAGUGGGGAUAGCUCUUUCCUUCAACAAAGUUUUAGUCAAGCUCAGUUGUGUUUGUUGAGAGUGAGAGCUGAGCUGAUGCAUGUAUAAUUGAUGGAUGGUAACACUGCCUCUUGCUCAGGUAAACUCAGCACCAACUUGGGUGGUGUAUUUGCAUUUGUAGUGUCCAUGACAACAUGCACACACCCACGUCAUAGCCACAAACACAAACUCCAGGGUUAUCCAUAGAAUGUAUGGGUUAUCCUUAAAGACAUCUGUCCUAAGUAGGAAACUCCACAAAGAUAAAUGAAAAAAUAUUUUGUUUGUAAUUUGUAGUUGAACUUGACUAUAUUGACUAAAUUAUAUUUGCUUUUAUAAUUCACCAUAAAUAAAACUACAAUAUUUGUAAGCUCUGAACCCACAGGAUGGAGUUUUGACAUCAGGCAAAUCCAGUGGUAUUUAAAUGUGGGGAACAAGGCGUGGCAUGGAGCAGUUCCCUGAAGCACAACUCCGUCACCUGUGAGCACUCAACAGCAUAAACCAAGCACCGGGAGGAGAGACGUCCCAGGAAACACAGAUAAGAUGAACUGGGGCUUCCUGGAGAACAUCUUGAGUGGAGUUAAUAAGUAUUCCACUGUGAUUGGUCGUAUUUGGCUGUCGGUGGUCUUCUUGUUUCGAAUCCUGGUGUAUGUGGCAGCAGCUGAACAGGUCUGGAAAGAUGAGCAGAAAGACUUUGUAUGCAACACUCGUCAGCCAGGCUGUGAGAAUGCCUGCUUCGACCGUUCCUUCCCAGUGUCACAAGUGCGGCUCUGGGCUCUGCAACUCAUCAUGGUGUCCACCCCGUCCCUGCUGGUGGCACUGCAUGUGGCCUACAGAGAGCACCGUGAGGCCCGUCACAAGCGCAAACUGUACACUGAUAAGAGCAGCCUUGACGGGGGCUUGUUCUGUACUUACACCCUCAGCCUGCUCUUCAAGACAGCCUUUGAGGUUGGAUUCUUGUUGGCCUUUUACUUUGUGUAUCAUGGCUUUGAUGUACCCAUCUUGAUCCGCUGCAGUGAAAGCCCAUGCCCCAACACAGUGGACUGUUACAUAAGCAGAGCCACUGAAAAAAAGAUCUUCCUCUACAUUAUGGGUAGCACAUCGAUUCUCUGUAUCGCUCUGAACGUGAUGGAGUUUUUCUACAUUGUCUGGAAGCGCCUUUGGAAAUGCCUCACUAGGCGCUACAUCCUAGAGGAAGAGAGACACUUGAACCACAACCAACCACCUGCAUCUAUUGUCAACAACUCUGUGUGCUUACAGCCCACAGCAAACACAGAGACAGAGCCCGCUCCAUAGUGCGAUGAAAACCUGCCAAGCCGGUUUAGUGUGGCCAAAUGAGAACUAAAACUGUCUCUAACCCCAGGCCUCCAAAAUGUAUAAAACAACACAAACAAAUGCUGUGCUGCCUAUUAGGUUAGCCUUUGAAUGGACUAGACUACAACAUUAUGUAGCUAGGUAAAAGGAAAGAAGUAUCAGAUUUUAAUACAGAUAUUGUGAGAAGUUUUAAGUACAGCGAUUAAUGAAUACAGCAAAUAAUUAAUAGGCCGUUUAGUGUGUAUGUCUACAUAAAACUAUUUUUUUUUUAAAUCAUAACAUUGCUUUAUUGUAACGUUCUGCUCUGUAAUUCUGUUUUGUGUGCUUGUAUGACUUUGGGUGAAGACGAAGCCUGACCAGCGCAUUGUAUGAACAACAGCGACAUCUAGUGGAGCAAACGAUGAAGGCUUUCAGAAGGUGGCACGUCACUUGCAUGAUCCCAUGUAAAGAGAGUUACAUACUCCGGAACGUUCUCCAUGAGUUUCAUACCAACCUGUGGAAAAGUAUAGCCAAAAGAACAGGUCAAAUGAGAGUCAGCUUUUAGGAGAUGUAAGCCCACUCAGAGUAAGGACACAUUUUUAUUUUUGUACACUGUCCCACUUCAUCUAUAGCAGCGAUUCUCAAAGUGGGGUCUCUCAGAAAUUUUGACAGCAUGGAACAUUACGCGAAUGCUACUGGAAACGAGGACACUAAUUAAGAAAAUACUGUGAGAAAUAAACUUUUCUUCCAAAUUUGGUUAUAAAUAUGAUCUGAACUUCUGAAUUUUAUUGUAAUGCCAUUGUGGGGACUGAUGACAAAUGAUUUCUAUACAAAUAAGUGAUCCCUGGACUCAAAAAAUUGACAAAAUUGUUAAUACCAUUGUUUUGCAGGCUACUUCUUAGUCAUUUAUUUUGUAAAAUAAAUAAAUUUUAUCUAUUUUAUUUAAUAUAUAUAAACAUACAGCUUGUCACUGCUAACUUUCAUUUAGUCAUUUAUCACUUUUCAAAAAAAUAGUCCAAUAUAUGAUUUUAAAUUCUGCACAUCAUAAGGAUAAGGUUAGUAAGUCGUAUGAUGUUUAUCUUUUUUUAAAGGAUCAAACUUGACAGCCAUACUUUGCCCAUAUUCACUCUAUAACAAACGCUCUGAAUGUCUCCCUGCUCUUCACCUUCAUUUCACUAUAUUGUAUAUAGUGUAUAUAAUAAAAAGCUAUGGGUCAAAUAUUCUUUGGCGUGGGGGUCAUGAGGCCAAUGGAGGCUGUGAGAAGAUUUGAAGAUAUAAUUUCAAAUUGUUAACACUGUAUUUAAUAUUUUUUUUGUAUUGAAAACAAUAACAUGUUAGUAAAAUUAUGUCAGUUAACACAUUAAACU